CUACUGACAGUGACACUUCUACCUCUGAGUCUGAGGCUCAAGAAGACUCAGAGGAUUCAAGAAGAAAACACCCCAGCAAAAAGGGGAAAAAAAUGGACUCCAGAAAAAGAAAGCAGAGGCAAGAGGAGUCAGAUUCUGAUUCAGAAUCUGAAUCUGAACCAAGUGAUAAGAGCGAAGAAUCAUCACCUGCGGAGAAGGAGAAGAAAAAGAAAAAAACAAAAACAACACCAAAAAAAACACAACAAAAAAAGAAAAAAGUUGUUGUGGAGGAUUCACCUCCUGAAGAAGAUCAAUACUUUGACGGUGAGAGAUAUGAAAUAUCAAGUGACGAACUCGAUGAAUGGCUAAGGAAAAACGUUGAUAAAUCUGCUGCAGAGGGGGAGAACCAAGCUGACCUGCGAUCGACAGAAGGUCGCUAUGUGUCCUCUGAAACGUAA
Arachis duranensis is the source of this 437-nucleotide messenger RNA. RefSeq lists its product as uncharacterized. The record is from RefSeq and is a predicted model, not a curated record. Bases 93 to 437 code for a protein of 114 amino acids. The transcript has 6 exons. NCBI's taxonomy places the organism in Eukaryota, Viridiplantae, Streptophyta, Magnoliopsida, Fabales, Fabaceae.